Geodia barretti is the source of this 3011-nucleotide messenger RNA. Lineage: Eukaryota; Metazoa; Porifera; Demospongiae; Tetractinellida; Geodiidae. The record is from the annotation of a GenBank genome assembly.
CGCACCUACGCGAAGUUGGCACGGUCAUGUCAGAAGGACAAGGUGGGUAUGGUGAUGUGUUAGUGGAGGCUUUCUAGAUCCGGUAGAAUGGCCGAGAAGAAAGCUGAAGAGAGUAGCGACUCGGAAGACUACCUGAGUGCCGACGAAGGCCUGGGAAACAGCCGAGGGAGCGAGAACCGACCCAAACUGGACAGUGAACUGGAAAAGACCAACGAGAGUAGAGAUUCAGGUGACUCGAGGGGACACCAAGGAAAUGGCGAGGUGGAAAACAGAGGGGAAAGAGGAGAGGAGGAAGAAACAAGAGAUUGUGACAGAGGGCAAACGGUUGAAGAACAAACAUCGGCUGAAGUUGACGUGGAAACAAAGACUGGGGGACAGAGCAGUGAUAGUGUAACUCACGAGGCAACGGUUGAAUCAAGGGAUUGUGAGAAGAGUGGGACAACUGGUGGAGAGAAUGCUGAACUGAAGGAAGGAGUGGAGAGGAGGGAAGGAGAGGGGGAAGGAGGUGAAGGGGAGAGAAAAGAAGGAGAGGAGGAGGAGGAGACAAGAAGGGAGGAAAAGGUAAUUGUAGAGGGGGAGACAACAGAGGAUGUGAAAGAGAAGGAAGUGGUGGCCAAGGAGGAGGAGGAGAAGCCGCCUAUCCCUCCACCCCGACGAAAGAGAAAGAAAAAACUACAGAAAAACCCUUCACUUGAAGACUUUGAGAAAUCGUUGGUUGACCUGAGAACACGCUCGAUGACUGUUGGUACUUGUGACAUGACGAGAGAGAGGCUUGCCACAUUGCCGCACGUCACCUCCCUCUCUUCCUCCCCCUCCCACCCGUCCUCCUCCUCACCCCCUUCUUCUUCUUCCACCGCAACCAGCACCACGACCACUGCAGCUGAAACACCAGACGUAAAGUCACCGGACCGACCUGAUAGUGGGGGGGUCAGGGGAGCCGAAAUUUCACCACCCUCUCCUCGAGCAGCGAAAUCUCGCCCGCCGUCCCACGAGACCUACCCCAGGAGGCAUCCGGGGGUUAAAAACGCCCCGUCGAUCUCGAUCGAGCCGGAUACGAAUCUGGAGCUGACGGAGGAAAUGGUUCACGGUCAGAAUAAAGUGAUGACUCGUGACACUCCGCUGGCCAAGGCAUAUGGCUCAGACAGACAUGAGGCCGAGGUCAGCAUUACCCCAAUUGACUGGACAUUUCUCUCUCUGUCCAUAGACCAUGAUACAUCAUAUUUGACUCUGACGAUGAGAGUGAGGGGGAGGGGGUCUACGGGAGCCAAGAGCUACCGGUACCGACGGACCACAGCGACUACGGACCAGAUACCGAGACCGCGACAGAACCAGGUGAGGGUUCGGAGGUGGUGAGAGGAGGAGGUAAGGGUGUGAGGGAGGGAGGGUGUGAGGGAGAGAAACAGCGCAAGGAGAAGACACCAGUGGGGGAAGAGGAGGAAGAGGAGGAAGAGGAGGGAGAGAGGGCACGCUCUCCUUCUGAUAAUCAAAUUUUGCAGAUGACGAUAGUAAAGAACUUGGAUACGGGCGAUUCGUUCCCUCUGAGUGUCGUGGACGAGAAGAUUCCACUGAGGAAUCCCCUCAAUCAACAUCUCUACAGACGAACGGCCGCCGCCAUGGAGAGCCAUGGAGACGAGGGGUCUGAGGAGGAGGGGCAUCACCGCCGGCGACCACAGAUACGAAAGAAAUUGAGGCACUUUUGGGGCAAGAAAAGAACAAAGGGACACGGAGAGGGCGGCAUGGGAGGAAGGGGGAGGGAGGGAGGAGAAGCCAUGUCUAGGAGUAACGUCACCGCAGCACAGGAACACGACACAACUAUCAAGUACAAACCAUCGUCACAUCACAAAGGGCCCUAUGAAUUCGACAGAGUGAGAUUAAGACAAGAUUUGACGGGACCGCACCUGGGAGCUGUUUGGGUAAUGGAGUUCUCUAUAUGUGGGCGACUGCUGGCGGUCGCCGGGCAAGACAGCAUAGUGAGGGUGUGGGUGCUAAGAACAGCCGCACAGUUCUUCCACGAACUACAAGCCAAAUACCAGCGUUUCGGAGUUCACUCUAGUGGAGAAAGUUUGGCUGAGAAGGCAAGUAUGGCCAGUACCACUAGUUCAGAGGAAGAUGAUGCAAAUUCGACGAAGGGUCCGUUUUUAGAGCAACCAAUAUGUAUGUACCAUGGACACUCUGCUGACGUACUGGACUUGUCAUGGUCUAAGAAUUUCUUUCUGCUUUCGUCUUCGAUGGACAAGACAGUUAGAUUAUGGCACAUAUCAAGAAAAGAAUGCUUGUGCUGCUUCCAACAUGUUGACUUUGUCACUGCCAUUGCGUUCCACCCUCGAGAUGAUAGAUAUUUCCUAAGUGGUUCGUUGGAUGGCAAACUGAGACUCUGGAACAUUCCAGACAAGAGAGUUGCCCUCUGGAACGAGAUAGAGGGAGUAGGGUCUCAUCUAAUAACGGCGGCUAAUUUCUGCAUGAAUGGGAAAUUGGCUGUCGCUGGUACUUAUGAUGGUCGCUGUAUAUUCUAUGAGACAGAGCAUUUGAAGUACCACACUCAGAUACAUGUCAAGUCUAGGCAUGGGAAGAACAGAGGUCGAAAGGUCAGCGGGAUUGAGCCUCUUCCGGGAGAAGAAAAGAUCCUGGUGACGACGAAUGACUCGCGACUGAGGCUGUACAAUCUCAAGGACCACUCCCUCUCCUGCAAGUACAAAGGGGGUCUCAACACAAGCAGCCAAAUCAGAGCAACGUUCAGUCGUGAUGGUCUGAGUAUAGUAUGCGGUUCAGAGGACCACUUUAUAUACGUGUGGAAGACGCAUCACGACGUGAACAAGUUAUCAUCAGUUCGCAGAGAUAGAAACGAAUUUUACGAAAGUUUCACAACUCACCACGCUCCGGUAACGGCAGCAGUCUUUGCCCCCGUCCCGGGGAUAACUGUGGAUCAAGGACUGAAAGAAGUAGGACAAAUGAUAAUUGCAGCAGACUAUCAGGGCGGAAUCAAAGUCUAUGUCAAUUCUGAAAAUUUGUGA